This is a messenger RNA of Ramularia collo-cygni, 903 nucleotides long. RefSeq names its product related to short-chain alcohol dehydrogenase. Gene Ontology annotation, molecular function: oxidoreductase activity. The record is from RefSeq and is a predicted model, not a curated record. The transcript is spliced from 3 exons. Bases 1 to 903 code for a protein of 300 amino acids. NCBI's taxonomy places the organism in Eukaryota, Fungi, Ascomycota, Dothideomycetes, Mycosphaerellales, Mycosphaerellaceae.
AUGGCCGACAAGUCGCAAUUCCAAGAGGGCCACAUGCCCGAAAACCAAUACCAAGAUCCUCCCGGUGCUCAACAUGAACUCGACCCACAACCAGCAACCGAGAUGAUCCCCACCCCAGAAGGCGGCUACACCAAAUACCUCGCAGCGGGAAAGCUCAAGGGCAAGAGAGCCGUCAUCACCGGUGGGGACAGCGGUAUCGGUCGUGCCACAGCCGUACUAUUCGCCAUGGAGGGUGCGGACAGCUUCAUCGCCUACCUCCCUCAGGAAGAGAAGGAUGCGCAAGAGACGAAGAAGCAGGUCGAAGCCAAGGGAGCGAAAUGCCAUCUCUUCGCCACCGACUUGACUAAGAAGGAGGCUUGCGUGCAGACUAUUGAGAAGGCUGUUGAAGCUCUGGGAGGGCUGGACAUUCUCUUCAACAACCACGCUUUUCAAAUGGUGCAACAAGACAUCUUGAGCCUGCCAGACGAGCAAUGGUUGAAGACAUUUKACACCAACAUUCACCCCUUCUUCUACCUCUCCAAAACAGCCAUGCCUCACCUCCUCAAAAACCCCGGCGGCGGCACCAUAAUCAACAACGCCUCCAUAAACGCCUACAUCGGCCGCCCCGAUCUCCUCGACUACACCUCCACCAAAGGCGCCAUCGUCUCCUUCACCCGCGGCCUCUCCAACCAAUUCAUCAACAAGAAGAUCCGCGUCAACGCCAUAGCGCCAGGGCCCGUGUGGACGCCUCUUAUCGCGGCAACGAUGGGGAAAGAGCAGCAGGAUAACUUCACCUCGCCAAUGGGUCGUCCGGGCCAACCUUCGGAAAUGGCCACUGUGAUUGUUUUCUUGGCUAGUUCGGACAGCUCCAUGAUUAGUGGGCAGACUAUACAUGCUAAUGGUGGCACUGUUGUUAAUGGAUGA